AUGAGGAUUUCCGGCCGCGGCCCCAACGGGGGCCGUUUUUGGCCUCAAUGUGUCUUGGCAAUUGCUGUGCUGUUUGUGGCAUUGAGCAAUGUAGGCUCAGUCUCGGCGGAUGAUAAGUACCUGUACUCUUCUCCACCACCACCGUAUGAGUACAAAUCUCCACCACCACCGUCACCGUCUCCGCCACCACCGUAUGAGUACAAGUCUCCACCACCUCCGUCUUCAUCUCCACCACCACCUUAUGAAUAUAAGUCACCACCACCACCAAAGCAUUCUCCUCCUCCACCAUACUACUACAAGUCACCUCCUCCACCAUCUCCAUCACCACCUCCACCUUACUACUAUAAAUCGCCACCACCACCGGAGCAUUCUCCUCCUCCACCUUACUUUUACAAAUCCCCACCACCACCGGAGCAUUCUCCUCCUCCACCAUACUACUACAAAUCACCACCACCGCCAGAGAAAUCCCCACCUCCUCCAUACUACUACAAGUCACCACCACCGCCGGAGAAAUCUCCACCCCCACCAUAUUACUACAAGUCACCACCACCGCCAGAGAAAUCCCCACCUCCUCCAUAUUACUACAAGUCACCACCACCGCCAGAGAAAUCUCCACCCCCACCAUAUUACUACAAGUCACCACCACCACCGGUCCAUUCUCCUCCGCCACCGUACUACUACAAGUCACCACCACCGCCAGAGAAAUCCCCACCUCCUCCAUACUACUACAAGUCACCUCCACCACCGGUCCACUCUCCUCCACCACCUUACUACUACAAGUCUCCACCUCCUCCUGAAAAAUCACCACCACCACCUUACUAUUACAAAUCACCUCCACCACCAGUCCACUCUCCUCCACCACCUUACUACUACAAGUCUCCACCUCCUCCUGAAAAAUCACCACCACCACCUUACUAUUACAAAUCACCUCCACCACCAGUCCACUCUCCUCCACCACCUUACUACUAUAAGUCCCCACCACCACCUUCACAUCCUCCACCGUCCCCGUACUAUUACAAAUCUCCUCCACCACCAUACUACUACACUUCUCCUCCACCACCGGCACCGUAUCCCCACCCCCACCCCCACCCCCAUCCAUUUGUAGUGAAGGUUGUUGGCAAAGUUUACUGCUAUAGAUGCUAUGACUGGACUUAUCCAGUGAAGUCACACAACAAGAAACACCUCACAGGUGCUGUCGUGGAGGUGACAUGCAAGGUCGGCGACAAGACGACCACCGCGUACGGCAAGACCAAGGACAACGGCAAAUACAGCAUCACGGUGGAGGGAUUUGACUACAAGAAGUACGGAGUGGAGGCAUGCAAGGCCAAGCUCCACGCGCCACCAAAGGAUUCACCAUGUAACGUCCCUACAAGCCUUCAUUGGGGCAACAAGGGUGCCACUCUCAAGGUGAAGUCAGGCAACAAAUAUGAGGUGGUCUUUAAAGCUAAGCCAUUUGCUUAUGCUCCUAAGACACCUUACAAGGGAUGUGAAAAGCCCAAGCCUAGUCCUUCUCCUUACUACUACACUUCCCCACCUCCUCCUCCUCCCACUUACGUUUACAAGUCACCACCGCCUCCAACUUAUGUUUACAAGUCACCGCCUCCUCCACCUUACGUGUACAAGUCUCCACCACCACCUCCCCCAAAGUAUAUCUAUAAGUCACCACCGCCUCCACCUUACAUUUACAAGUCACCGCCUCCACCACCACCGACAUACAUCUACAAGUCACCUCCUCCUCCACCUUACGUGUACAAGUCUCCACCACCACCUCCACCAAAGUAUAUCUAUAAGUCACCCCCACCACCUCCUUACGUGUACAAGUCACCACCACCACCUCCACCAAAGUAUAUCUAUAAGUCACCCCCACCACCUCCUUACAUGUACAAGUCACCACCUCCACCACCACCAACGUAUAUUUAUAAGUCACCUCCACCUCCUCCUUACAUUUACAAGUCACCACCACCACCAGUACACUCUCCUCCACCUUAUUACUAUAAAUCUCCACCACCGCCAGUACAUUCUCCUCCACCACCUUACUACUAUAAAUCUCCUCCACCACCAGUGUACUCUCCACCUCCAUAUUACUACAAAUCACCCCCACCACCGGUGCAUUCUCCUCCUCCACCAUACUACUACAAGUCUCCACCUCCUCCAUCGCCAUCACCACCUCCACCUUACUAUUAUAAGUCCCCACCACCACCAGAGAAAUCUCCACCUCCUCCAUACUAUUACAAGUCACCUCCACCACCUGUCCACUCUCCUCCUCCACCAUACUACUACAAGUCACCACCACCACCAGUGAAAUCUCCACCACCUCCCUAUUACUACAAGUCACCCCCACCACCAGUGCACUCGCCUCCUCCACCCUACUACUACAAGUCACCACCACCACCACCAGAAAAAUCUUUGCCUCCUCCAUACUACUACAAGUCACCCCCGCCACCAGUGCACUCACCCCCUCCACCCUACUACUACAAGUCACCCCCGCCACCAGUGCACUCACCCCCUCCACCCUACUACUACAAGUCACCCCCACCACCGGAGAAAUCACCGCCUCCUCCAUACUACUACAAGUCACCCCCACCGCCAGUGCACUCGCCUCCUCCACCCUACUACUACAAGUCACCACCACCACCGGAGAAAUCUCCACCUCCUCCAUACUACUACAAGUCACCACCACCACCGGAGGAAUCUCCACCUCCUCCAUACUACUACAAGUCACCCCCACCGCCAGUGCACUCUCCUCCUCCACCAUAUUACUACAAGUCACCACCACCACCGGAGGAAUCUCCACCUCCUCCAUACCACUACAAGUCACCCCCACCGCCAGUGCACUCUCCUCCUCCACCCUACUACUACAAGUCCCCACCACCACCAGAGAAAUCUCCACCUCCUCCAUACUACUACAAAUCACCCCCACCGCCAGUGCACUCUCCUCCUCCACCAUACUAUUACAAGUCACCACCACCACCGGAGAAAUCUCCUCCUCCUCCAUACUACUACAAAUCACCCCCACCCCCAAUGCACUCUCCUCCUCCACCGUACUACUACAAGUCCCCACCACCACCAUCUCCAUCACCACCACCACCUUACCACUACACCUCUCCACCACCACCAUCGCCAUCUCCUCCUCCUCCCUACCACUACAGCUCCCCACCCCCACCUUCUCCAUCACCACCACCACCCUACCACUAUACCUCUCCACCACCACCUUCUCCGUCUCCCCCUCCUCCCUACCUCUACCAGUCCCCACCUCCACCGGUGAAAUCACCUCCACCUCCAGCCUACAUUUAUGCAUCUCCACCUCCACCAACUAUCUACUAAGCUCAAGCAGCUUAGCCUCUCACCAGCAUCAAUCAAAUUUUAGUUUCAAGAAUGUAAUAAUAAAGGAAGGCUCCAAGAGUGAAAGAUGUGGAGAUCAAGCUUCUUGUCCAAGCACAUCAUCAUUGAAUAAGGAUUUGAUCAUUGGAUUUCAGAAACACAAUCUGAUCAAUAAUUCAAUCCAAAAGGAUUCCAUUGCUAAGGUGGCCAUCUUGCACAUUGUGCUCAUAUUAUCUUCAACUGGUCUGAAAAAACUUUACUUGGACAAGUAGUGAGAUCAAUUAAUGUUGUUAGGAUUGGGAAUUGUUUGUGGGUGUUUUUCAUUUUGUUGAUUCAUAGGGUUUUUUUUAAUAAAUUAUUGUUGUUAUAUGUGUACAGAAUAGGACCCCAAUUUGAUUGGGAUUCUAUUUAUUUGUGGGCAUAUUUGUUUUCUUGGACCUUCUUGUGCACUGAGAUUGGUAAUAAUAAAUUAAGGAGGAUUUUUCCUCCCUUCACAUUUUCUUA
Messenger RNA from Tripterygium wilfordii, 3825 nucleotides. RefSeq names its product extensin-2-like. Gene Ontology annotation, molecular function: structural constituent of cell wall. The transcript has 3 exons. The coding region runs from base 1 to 3324 and encodes 1107 amino acids. Gene Ontology annotation, biological process: plant-type cell wall organization. The record is from RefSeq and is a predicted model, not a curated record. NCBI's taxonomy places the organism in Eukaryota, Viridiplantae, Streptophyta, Magnoliopsida, Celastrales, Celastraceae.